AUGACAUCGCCUCAUUUUGGAUGCGGUAAUGCUGCUGAGUAUUACCCACCAACUGGUUGCAGCACAGGUGGGAUAUGCAAGGUCAGAAGACCGCCACUCAGACAGCUCUUUGCCAUCACAGCAGCUUCCCUAGACGCUCCAGCUUUCUUCCCCUGGCCGGCCCCGGGCUCAAUCUGGCGGUGUAACGCCCAUAGUGCCAAGAUUAAUACUGGGGGAUCCGUGGUGUUAUUCGACGACGAAGAUCUGGAGAGCGACCAGGUUUGUGCGAAGGUGAAAUGCGGUGGGCGACUAGGAUCUGUCAAUGUGAUUGUAUGGGGCCGCGAGCCUGAUAGAGUUUAG
This is a messenger RNA of Aspergillus puulaauensis, 339 nucleotides long. RefSeq lists its product as uncharacterized. Bases 1 to 339 code for a protein of 112 amino acids. The transcript has a single exon. NCBI's taxonomy places the organism in Eukaryota, Fungi, Ascomycota, Eurotiomycetes, Eurotiales, Aspergillaceae. The record is from RefSeq and is a predicted model, not a curated record.